AUGAGAGUGAGUAAGGAUCGUAGAGAUAGGAAGGACGAGUACACGGAGGGCGGUGGUGCGAAUGAGCCGGAGCUGUAUCAGGUAUACAAAGGUAGAGUAACGAGGGUAAUGGACGCUGGAUGUUUCGUUCAAUUCGAUAGAUUUAGAGGGAAAGAAGGUCUAGUCCAUGUUUCUCAGAUGGCUACUAGAAGAGUUGACAAGGCAAAAGAUUUUGUGAAGCGUGAUAUGGAGGUUUACGUCAAAGUGAUAUCUAUUUCGAAUGAUAAGUAUAGCCUUUCUAUGAGAGAUGUUGAUCAGAAUGGCACAGAUUUGAUCCCUCUGAAGAAGCCUACAGAGGAUGAUUCAUCCAGGAGUAAUCCGUCGUAUAGAACAAGGGAUGGACAAGUCACCAAGACUGGGAUUUCGGGGAUCCGUAUCGUGGAGGAGAGUGAUGUUGCCGUUCACAGUGAGUUUCCAAAUUAUGAUGAGGACGAAGGUGGGAUGCUUUAUCAAGAGGAAGGUGCUGAAGAAGAAGAACUUGAGAUUGAGAUGAACGAAGACGAACCUGCUUCUUGCAAGGGCAGACCAGGUACUCUGUUGACAUGUCUCCGGUGA
Microthlaspi erraticum is the source of this 594-nucleotide messenger RNA. The record is from the annotation of a GenBank genome assembly. NCBI's taxonomy places the organism in Eukaryota, Viridiplantae, Streptophyta, Magnoliopsida, Brassicales, Brassicaceae.